This is a messenger RNA of Osmia lignaria (orchard mason bee), 1412 nucleotides long. RefSeq names its product eukaryotic translation initiation factor 2 subunit alpha (gene eIF2alpha). Gene Ontology annotation, molecular function: RNA binding; translation initiation factor activity; ribosome binding. The record is from RefSeq and is a predicted model, not a curated record. Gene Ontology annotation, biological process: translational initiation. NCBI's taxonomy places the organism in Eukaryota, Metazoa, Arthropoda, Insecta, Hymenoptera, Megachilidae. Gene Ontology annotation, cellular component: eukaryotic translation initiation factor 2 complex; eukaryotic 48S preinitiation complex.
AGGAACAACGAAUUUCUGAACAUGGACCUCUGAUUUUUCCUCUGCUCCUAAUAACCUGAACGAAAUUCAAGUCAAAAGUGCACAUGGAUUAUUAACGUGUUUUAAUAGGUUUUUAUUUGUUCUAAGUGUAUCUUAAUAAUACAAGUAAACGAUCUAUUAAUUAUUGCACAUACAUAAUCAUAUAGGUAAUUGUAAAAGUUGCCAAAAUGGUGUUAUCUUGUCGGUUUUAUAAAGAAAAAUAUCCGGAGGUGGAAGAUGUAGUAAUGGUAAAUGUACUUAGCAUAGCUGAAAUGGGAGCAUAUGUACAUUUAUUAGAAUAUAAUAAUAUUGAGGGUAUGAUUCUUCUUUCUGAAUUGUCUAGAAGACGUAUCAGAUCUAUCAAUAAACUUAUUAGAGUAGGAAAAACAGAACCAGUUGUUGUUAUUCGUGUUGAUAAAGAAAAAGGUUAUAUUGAUCUUAGUAAACGGCGUGUAUCAGCCGAAGACGUGGAAAAAUGUACAAAAAGAUAUGCAAAAGCAAAAGCUGUUAAUUCAAUUUUGGGACAUGUAGCAGAAUUAUUACAUUAUGAUAGUGAUGAUCAGUUGGAAGAAUUAUAUCAAAAAACUGCAUGGCAUUUUGAAGAAAAGUAUAAAAAACAAAAGGCUUCUGCAUAUGAUUUCUUUAAACAAUCAGUUCUGGACCCAUCAAUUUUAGCAGAGUGUGGUCUUGAUGAAGAUACAAAAGAAGUAUUAUUAAAUAAUAUAAAACAAAAAUUAACUUCUCAAGCAGUCAAAAUUAGAGCAGAUGUUGAAGUAGCUUGUUAUGGCUAUGAAGGAAUUGAUGCUGUGAAAGCUGCAUUGAAAGCAGGUUUAGCUCUUUCCACAGAUGAACUCCCCAUUAAAAUUAAUUUAAUUGCACCACCAUUAUAUGUUAUGACAACAUCUACACCAGAAAAACAAGAUGGUUUAAAAGCAUUAAACGAUGCUAUUGAUGUUAUUCAAAAUAAGAUAACAUCACUGGGAGGUGUAUUUAAUGUCCAAAUGGCUCCGAAAGUCGUUACGGCAACUGAUGAAGCAGAAUUAGCAAGACAAAUGGAACGGGCGGAACUUGAAAAUGCUGAAGUUGCGGGUGAUGACGAUGAAGAAGAAGUAAAGGGAAUGGAUGGAUUUAGUGGUGGUGAAGGUGAAGGUGCGGAAGAUGAUAAAAAGCCUGAUGAUUCUGAUUCUGAUAAAGAAGAAUAAACAGAGAAUACAUCGAUCAGUGUUUCAAUAACUGACAGUUAUUUCUGGGUUACAAUCAUACUUGUAUAAGUGUGGUACUGCCUUGCUGGACAUUAUGCAAAACAUUUUAAAUAAAUAUACAAAAGUCACUGUAUUAUAAUUUAUAAAUAAUUUUCUAUUAACUUCGUAAAAUAAACAUAAUAAUAACAUUUA